Messenger RNA from Doryrhamphus excisus (bluestripe pipefish), 2649 nucleotides. It is a transcript of the gene retreg3, whose product is annotated as reticulophagy regulator family member 3. The record is from RefSeq and is a predicted model, not a curated record. Gene Ontology annotation, biological process: reticulophagy. NCBI's taxonomy places the organism in Eukaryota, Metazoa, Chordata, Actinopteri, Syngnathiformes, Syngnathidae.
CAGCGCCUUCUGAUUGGUCGAGAGAGGACUGAGAAAAACAGCUUACGCCAUAUUUCCAGUUGAACGACAAGAGCUCUCUACGUGCGAAAAUGCUUAAAUAAUGGCGCACACCGGUGCAAUGGAAGACGCGUCCUCGGUGGACAGCGCUGGCAAGCCCGGUUCGAGUGCUACUGGCCCGCUCCGAAGUCGACCGUGCACCAGCGAGAGGGACGCCCAGGUGAGGGCUGUCAAAGCCGCCCUCCAGUCCCGGCUGGGUCCCUACGAGCCGCUGUUGACCUACCUGCAGUCUGUGCUGGUGUGGGAGAGACCGGUCCAGUGUGUGCUUCUCUACGGUGUGGUCAACGUUGUCUUUUGGUUCUUUGCGCUGACGUCGCUACGUCUGCUGUUCCUGCUGGCUUCUGGCCUCGCUCUGCUGGUCUGCGUGGACACCUGGAGGAACCAGAUCUGGCCCAAGCUUAGAGCAAAAAGCAUGGAAGAAUCGGAAAGCGAGAGCUGGAGCCUGGUGCAGCCUGGCGUCCUCAGCGUACCGGAACUGUGCCAUCACAUCGCCGAGGCCUGGGUCAGUGGGGUGGUUCUCGUGUCCGCCGCCAUGCUGUUCAAGCGACACAACCCCGGCAGGUUUUGCAUCCUGUCAUUCAUCCUCUUCUCCUGUUUGGCCGCGACAGGAUACUACAUUCCCGGAUUGGUGCUAUCCUACUUAGCCGUGAUGGUGACGCUGCUGGCUCCUCUGGCGGUCUACCACAGGCUCUUCCAGCGUGUGCUGGUGAAGCUGGAGCCGGUCCUGCAGCGGCUGGACUUCAGCGUUCACGGGUACAUGAUGUCAAAGCCGCUGGAUAAUCAGUUCCUGCGUUUGCCUCUACAUGCCGUCAUCUCCAGGGACGGCAGCGACAGCGAGGAGGAGCUGGCCGAAUUCUGCCCCAAGUUUGAUGACAAUGUCGUCGCAAAGGAACUGGCUCUGACCGACUCGGAGCACUCUGACGCUGAGAUUUCCUACACUGACAAUGGGACGUUUAACCUCUCGCGUGGUCCCACGCCGCUCACUGAGGGCUCUGAGGAUCUGGACAGGCACAGUGACGCCGAAGAGUCUUUUGCUCAGGACCUCCCAGAUUUCCCUUCCAUCAAUCCCGACGCCACUCUGAUGGACGAUGACGAUGACACCAGCAUCGGUCUGCCGAGUCUGGGUCCGUCCGGUCUGCACAGUCACCGCGCUUCCGUGCUGGAUGUGGACGCCCACCUGGACUCGGACCAGGAAGAUCUGGACGCUGAACUCUCCCACAGCGGCCUGCCGCCCGCCUCCAACUUCACGGACGACUUAGCAGGCGUCAUCGCCAGUAACAUGAUCCAGGCGGCGUUGGUGGGCGCCAUGCAGCCCCGCCGACCCGCCGCCCAGCGAAGGCAAGCCCCCCCUAGGGCGGGGGCCCACCACCGGAGCUACCGCAAGCAGUCCAGCUCGGAAAUGGACACAGACUUGGACGCCGAGGACUUUGAAAUGCUGGAUCAGUCGGAACUGAGCCAGAUGGAUCCGCUUACAGAAGGAGGGGGAGGACACGGGGAGGGUCAGGGGUCCAACUUCCUGUCCAGCCUACUGGGUAAACCAUAGUAACAAAGUGUGUGAGUGUUGUAGUAAAAAAAAAAAAGAUAUUUUAAUGUUUCAGCCCCGCCUUUCUGGUCAGCGUUAUCACUGUGAUGUUUUUAUUCAUCAGCAGGUCUCCAGCUGAGCUACAGGAAGAACUAUUGAUGUUCUCAUCAAUCACCAGCUUUUUUUUUUGGAGCCAUGACCCCGUGUCGGACAAUAGAGGGCUAUUUAUUAACUUAGGGACCAAAUCCGACAUUCCCACUGGAGCCAUCCUUGUUGCAGUCCUAACACUUUAUUUACAAACCAUUACACAACUAGUGCUGGAGAUUCUUUAUUUUAUUUUUAUUUUUUUAGUUAUCUACAAUUUUCCAAAGUUGCACUUAUUUUAAACGACAAUCUUUUUGAUUUUACACAACGGAAAGAUGCAGCUGAGUAUUUACAAUAAAUUAGAAUACUGAUAGAAGCUACUGAAUUUGGUGUUUAUUAGUUGUAAGUCAUAGCCAUUAAAAUAAUUCUUUAAAAAUACAAAUAUUCAUUUUAACAGAUAUUGUAAUUGAUUUACAUGCACAUUUAUACUUGUUACAUUUUUUUGGUCCAUGGUGAAAUCCUCUUUGCUGUGUGGCUGUAAAUAAUCCAACAUGUCUUUUUUUAAACAAGGUUGAUGCAACCCAAUCGUUUAAUCAUUCAUGGUAGUAUUCACAUUGGGGAUGGGUUUACAUGGAAGUAAUGUCUGAUUAUUGGUCUUUCUAGUCACGUGCACAGUAUAUUUAAAAGAAAUGAGCCACAGCUUUUUUUGAAAUCAUAAUUGUAGACUUUAAAGAUGUGGUUUGAGAAGCAGGAUAGUAGUGAACAAUAAAAACGCUGGAUUCAAUAACAAGAAGAGUGUGCACUGACUUGAGUUUGGUAGAGUUUGCCUGAUAGGUAAUAAUGUAUUUUCUUCUCUGGAGCUGUUUGUUUUAUUGUGAAAAUCGUUAAAUAAACUUCUGCGUUACAGAUACAGUCUUAUGUAAAAGUGGCCCGUUGAUCUUUCUAGUCACGUGCACAGUAUAUUUGAGUUUGGUAGGAUUUGCCUG